Messenger RNA from Cydia fagiglandana, 1302 nucleotides. RefSeq names its product testis-specific serine/threonine-protein kinase 1-like. Gene Ontology annotation, cellular component: cytoplasm. Gene Ontology annotation, molecular function: protein serine/threonine kinase activity; ATP binding. The transcript is spliced from 5 exons. The record is from RefSeq and is a predicted model, not a curated record. Bases 95 to 1135 code for a protein of 346 amino acids. NCBI's taxonomy places the organism in Eukaryota, Metazoa, Arthropoda, Insecta, Lepidoptera, Tortricidae. Gene Ontology annotation, biological process: protein phosphorylation; intracellular signal transduction.
UAUUUACUUACUCAGAAAAGUAAAAUAAUAAAAAUGGAAACACGCUAAGCAGGUAGUGUUUAAAGCACCAUGCUUUGCAAAAAUUAAGACAUGAAUGGAGUCACCGUCAAUCUGCGCUGCGCUGCGAGAAAAGAAUUUCGUAAUGGAACAUCUAAUCGGUGAAGGAUCAUAUGCUAAAGUUUACAAAGCAGUAUACAUUGUUGACGAAACCAACACCAUUGAUCAAGCCUGUAAAGUGAUCGAUACGUCCACCGCUCCCCGUGUCUACCUAUACAAGUUCCUGCCGCGUGAACUGGACAUUCUCUCCCGCGUCAACCAUCCCCACAUCAUACACGUCACCAACAUCUACCAACGCUUCGCCAAGUACUUCAUAUUCAUGCGGCUAGGCGAGAACGGUGAUCUCCUAAAUUAUAUAGCAGCGAAAGGCCCCCUGUCUGAAGCCCAGUGCAGAGUUUGGUCGCGGCAGCUGAUGUGCGCCCUAGAAUACCUGCAUGCCCUCAAUAUCGCGCAUAGAGACCUUAAGUGCGAAAACAUCCUCAUCUCUGCAAAUUACAAUGUGAAAUUAACAGAUUUUGGUUUCGUGCGCCCAAUGAGAGACGGUGGGCCCAACGAUGAUCUGUCAAACACAUAUUGUGGGUCUCUCCUGUACGCCGCCCCAGAGAUACUGAAGGGUGUACCGUAUGCGCCUAAAAGGGCCGACUUGUGGUCCAUGGGAAUUAUUCUAUACUCUAUGCUCAAUAAAGCCCUGCCGUUUAAUGAUAAUAAUGUGCUGGUAUUAUACGACAAGCAGAUACAGCGCAAGUGGCGGUUUCGCGCGAAGGUAGUUACUAUGCUGUCGAAUGAGUGUUUGGGCCUAGUGACAGCAUUGUUGGAGCCGAACGCGCAGGCACGGCCCACGGCGUCCGCAGUCUUGCAUGGGCCGUGGAUCGGCAUGGAGCCACGACUAGCCAAGUAUACUCAACUGGAGGAAUCACUGUUAAAAAACGCAAUGAAAGAUUUAGAUAAACUGCAGCAUUUCAAGGAAGGUGAUUCUAAAACAGGUAUACAUAAUAAUACAAUUAAAACACUAAAGAAGAUAGAUCCAAAACUGAUGGCUCCUGUUAAUUGUAGUGGACCUUUAGCGCAAAGAAAAUAACGUAUUUUUUGCUGAACAUAAUAUAAACCAGCCGCAUGUAUUUAGCCAAACUUUUUACGCUGUCUAAGUUGAGCGUAACAGUGGUACAGUCAGCGUCAAAUAUCAUAUUCAUUUUUAUAUGGAGUGUCUACUUAAGAGCCCUUCAACGUGCACACUAGCGCCACAGC